Porites evermanni is the source of this 8699-nucleotide messenger RNA. Lineage: Eukaryota; Metazoa; Cnidaria; Anthozoa; Scleractinia; Poritidae. The record is from the annotation of a GenBank genome assembly.
GUGCAAGUCGAUGCAAGUCUUGGGGAUGUAGUUUAUACAUUUCGGGAUAAAACAUCAACUUGUUCUUGGCAGCAAUCGACAGCAAGGUGAGUUUGCAUCCUUUUAUUGGAAUAACUGCAUUGUUUGCGCUUUGGAUGGGUAACAAUUGAUAGCCACCACAAGAUUUUACUUUAGCUCACUUCCGCUUUGCGUCGUACAUUCUCGAAACGUUAUUCCCUCAAUCCUGCAUUCCAUGAUCUUUUCAGUUUCUUUAUACCCAUUGGAUGAAUUAGCAAUUGAGUUGAUACAGUUUUAACGAUCACUGUCCUCCUUAGGAAAGAACUCGGCCUCUGGAGAAGACUUGCAGACUUUGAAAGACUACGGGCUUGAGAGAGUCAGUAAGCUUAAAUUGAGUUGAUUCAAAUGUAGUUCAAGAAGUCUGGAACGGGUAAGUUGUCUUCUUUUCUUUAUUAAUUCCGAAGCUAUUCAUAUUAUCUGUUCAUAUUCUUGAUUUUCGUCUGCAUUAAAAGGCAAUCAUUUUACUGUUCAAAACAUUACAAUGGUUUUUCGCGGAAUUUGCAUGAAAUUGAUCACCAAAUAUAUGGCCGCCGUGACGUCACUUGCAAUGUUUACUAAAUCGAUCACGCGAACGAAAAUUCAGGCUAGGGUAUUGCAAUUAAAUCUCCGCCAAAAUUUAACUACUUCCUCUUAAAAUUUAUUUUAGCAUUUGUCAGUUAUUGCAGUUGCCAUCAUUAUCAAUAAACUUCUCAUCAAACUUCAAAUGUAAACAAUCAUUAAUUAUUGGAUGGGGUUGAGCAAAAUAUCGUGAUUUGCCAGUGGCGAGUCGGCUGAGGCAAAUAAUGAUCUGCGAGACAUCGAUAGCCUGAGGAAAAAUCGGAGAAGGGGCGUCUGUGAUUCACUGUUGCUAAUCUUGUAUGGAGGCCACGUGAUUGUUCCUGGAAUAUGUGCAAAAUGAUUUGAUUGGCUGUUACUCGUAGAUCACUACAUCAUGUAAAUGAGGGAGUUUGAUUGGCUUUAGGGCCUGUCGUCAAAACAUAGCAGGCAACCAGAAAAUCUUCACAUUCAAAGACAACUACAUGCAUGUAGCUUUUGAGAUCCAGGGAUUUUGCCAGAGAAAAGAAAAGAAACGGAAAUCUUUACUGAAAGGUUCUUUAGCGGUACUAAAAAGCUUUAGGCUUCAAAGAGGUAAAAGAAAAAUCGGUUCUAAUAUAAACGGCAUCCGAGAUCUGACAAAUCCUGUCACAAACACCUUCAGUAACACAAAACCACAGGAAAUAAUAACUCAAUAUGCAUGAGUUAUACCAGCUUCAUGACCUCUAACUGCAAGAAUCAAAGGCACAAAUAGGAUUAGUUCAGUCAACACUUAUGGUACUCCAUACACUACGAUGCAUAAUCUAUGUGCUGGAAAGAAAUUAGUUCUAAGGAAAAUCUCUGUUACUCAAGCUAACACUUAGGUCGUGUUUCACACUAUCAUGAGCUUAUGAGUCGCAUCUUACCUGUCAGCACUUUAUUUCAAACUAAUGACUUUCCAUAUCCAGUGGGAAGGCUUGCAUAAGAUCAGGAAUCUUUUCCUUCAAUAAUAUGGGCUUGCAAGAACAUUUUUCUUGCUCAGUAUAGAGUAAACCAAUUUUAAAAAUCUCUCUCUCUCUCUCUCAGUUGCUCAAUGAAAAUAAGUUGGUGACAUGCAGCAACAUUUUGAGAACUGGAAUGACAUGAAACAUGAGCCACAGAAUUUUUGGUCAGCGGAAACUAUUUUUUAUUUUAAUUUAAAAUUAUUCCCAUACGCGAUUAGCGACGGUGAAUCACAGAUGCCUCUUCUUUGAUUUUUCCUGAGGGGAGGGGGGUCUGUUCACAGGCUAGACAAUGACAAAUCACGAUAUUUUGUGAUAACUGAGUUCAAUAAUAAUUGAUUUAUCAUUAAAUGAUCAACGUGUAUAUCCUCUGAAAGCAAAGCGAUCUGCCAUUUUUGCACAAGGAGAAAAGCGUGGGUUCUUUUACGCAUGAGCAGAAUAUUAUUGCAGCCAAAUGCCAAAGCCAAACACAGUUGGACGACAUUGUGCAUGAGCAGACCAUUAUUUGUAGGCAGUUAUUUGCAGGUCAUGUGGAGGGCUUUCGGCCAAUGAAAAGAAAGAAAAAUUUGCUUCAAAUGAUAAAUUAAUGAUAAUGGCUUAAGUAGUCAUUUCCAAAUGGCCCAUCCCCCCCCGGGACUUGUCAGGAAUUUGUCAUGUUGUAGGUCCUGGCAGUGGGGAAUUUGUCAGAAAACCUCUGCUUGGGGGUGGGUCAUUGGUUAAUUCUUCUGGAAGUGAUUGAUAUUGCUCCUUUUUAAUAUUAGCACUUAAAAUAUGCCUGUUUAGAUAGCUAUGUAUAGAUACAUAAAGAAUAUUUUUAAUACCAUUAUAUGCUUUAAAAGAUACGUGUGGUUUUCCUCCAUCCCUCACCACCCUACCUUACAGUAUUUUUUGCCUCUGUGUAAGAAAUUGGUCCCCAAUUCCUGCCAUCAAGAUCAGUUUGCUCAAAUUAUAAGGAUAAACAAUCAAUACAUCAUUUGAAAAAUUUAAAGGAAAAAACAUUUUUAAAAAAACUCUGCGAGAUAAUAGAAAGCUAAUAUAUGCUUUGACAGAACGGUUCCAUCAUGAUGAGAAAAUGUUAAGCUAGUCAGUUGUUUGUUUAUCAUUCACUUUUUUAAAUACCUUUGGAAAUAUAAAAGGUGUUAUUAAAAUCUAGUUAAUAUAGAUCUGUCAUUUAUGUUAAUUAAAAUGAUGUGAUCUGGCCAUGCUUGGAACUGACUGAGCCAUAGAAAAUAGUAGCUGAUACAUGCAUUACAUGUUCAGUGUAUUUCAAUGCAGCUAGAACUUAUAGGCAGUUGGCCCAUACAGUGAUGCCUUAAUAAUUGGCAUUUUUCUUUGUGGAUGAGAUAUAUAAUGCUUUCAAUUCUUCUCUAUUUUUUGACAGUAUUAUUGAAUAUUCCUAAGGUAGGUUGAAAACCAAAUGAAAAUUGGGCCUAAUAAAUAAUCAUCCAAUCAAUGUUGAUAAUGUGAUGCUUCAGUUGUACAUAAUGAGGCCCUCUUAGGGGUGGGGUGGAGGAGGGGGUAUGUAUGUCCCUGGCCUGAAUUUCAAACAGGGUCAUUUCAUGUUUUGAGGAGUAGGCCAUGUCACUGUUGUUACACCGUAUUUAAGUAAUCUUAAAUUAUGUCGUUUGUUGCCAUUUCAUCAAUGAAGUCUUAUGUCACUGGUUCAAGGCCAUGUCGCUUGUCAGAGUUAUUUGCCCUAACAAGGCCUCAUACAUGUGUUAUAGAGAACUAAGGAUUAUACUUGCAUUUCCGGUACUUAUUUUGUAGUGACCUAGUUCUUUUAAUCACCAAUGAGCACAAUUUUUUGCAUCAUAUAUUAGAAACAACACAAUUAUUGUUAUUAUGUUAUAAGAUUGCUAAUACACUUAGGUGGUGGUAGUAAUGUAAUGUCAGCAAUGUUGUAGUAGCAGUUGCAGCUGUUAUACUGACAGGGGGCUGUAAAACCUACAUGUAGGCUCAAUUAAUAAAUGAGGGAGGGUGAGAGGGUAAUAUUAUUGUUGGUAACCAGGAGGGAGGGAGGAGUGGCAGUGGCAUUGUAGUUUAAGGGAGGGUGGGUGAUACUGUUACUCUGGCAGUGGUAAAUGAGGGAGGGGGGGAGAAGGGUAGUGGGAGUGAAAGUUGUAGUUUGGGGGGGAGGAGGGGGAGCUGUAGGGCAUCCAUGGGAGAGGGGAGAAGUAGUGAAAGCAGGGAGAUGGGAGGGGGCAGAUAGGACUUCAGAGCAAGUAAAUAAACUUAAUAUUUUACCCAGGUUUCUGUUUAUGGUGUAAUACAUGCAAUUUUUAUUUUCUUUCGUGUGGUAUCUUGGCAUCGUAGGAUGAUGUUCUUUUUUUUUGUACCAUUUUUUUUUCUUUUGUAAGGAUAUAAUUUAAUGAAAUAUAAUAGGUUCUGUAAUUUGCAAUGAGUCAUGCCUGUGAGUAAACUUAUCUUUAGGGAAAUUACAAGUGCUAUUAUAUCCCUACCAAAAUUUGACUUAUGCCUCCUAACUUCUGGUUAACAUUUGUCAUUUUUUUUCAGUUUCUAUGAUUGGUGCUUGUAGAACUGUCCUCCAAGUUUUAAACUCGAGAGAGUAACUACUUCUCAGGUAUCUGUCAAUGACCCCUUUACACUAAUUUUAGAAGUUUUUUUUUUUUUACUACUAAGAUAUUUAGUUUUCUCCCUAACUGAGCUUACAUUAGCCUACCGGGAGUGGAAUUUGUCAUUUAGUCAUUUUGUUGCAAACUCAUGAAGGAUGAAGAUGAAAGACCAAAUAUAUUGAUAUCACAUAUAAAUUUGCAUGAUGAUGAAAGUGUGCACUGUAAUAGGCCUUAUAAUUCAAAACUACCAUAAUUCAUAGUCAUAAUGAAUAAUCUUGGGACUUACAAUCUUCCUUAUACAAAAUGCAUGCUUACGUAAAGUUUUUGAGCGAAAACAAGGGGUAUUGUUUGUUUGUUUCUUUAUUUACUUUUGGAAAAAGGCCUAUUAUGCAAAAGCCGUUCAAUUUAAAAUGUUUAUGAUAUGAGACCUUCGGAAUAUCUUAAUAACCUUGGUGAGGUACACAACUAGUCAGUUCUUUCAAAUUACCUUAAAAAAUGGGAAAAAGAUAACUGCAAUUUUCUACACAGAUUUAAAAGGUGGUGGAUAUUUCCUUUUCUGGCUUCUAUGGCAACUGCGACACCGUCACCCCUGGCCAGCUCUGUUGAGAAGACAAAUGGAUACAAGCUAAGCAGGCUUCUCAUCGAUGGGGGAACAACAGUGCUGAGGAAUAUUUUCGAUUCCCAUCACCCUCCUGCCAACUUGGCUGCCAAUCUUAGUUCCAGACAUAUUCAUCCCAUUCUUACUAGACUUCGACAUAGAAACAUUCUGAAUGGUGUUCAAUGGGACAAACUGUUUCCACCACCAGGUGGAGGGCCACCAAACUCUAUUAACUUUGAUAUCACUCUUCUGUUCCUCUUGCUGAGGAACAUUUGCAGCCUACAUCCUCCCCUUUCAGGCUGGGACAGAAUGCCUCCCGCGAGUGACACCUCAUUUGAGGCUAACCUUGCUCGCAUUAAGUAUUAUCGAAAUGUGCUCUAUGGUCACGUGACAACAACUGGCAUUCAAACACCAGUGUUCGAUGUGAAAUGGCAGGAAGUUAGUUCUGUUCUUGUUUCGCUUGGGUUAAGUCAGUCUGAAGUGGACAGAUUAAAGCGAGAGCCUUGUGGAGAGGACUAUAUCAGCGCUGUUACUGAAUGGAUGAAAAAUGACGAGGAGAUCCAAUUCCAGCUGAAAGAUCUACGUACAAAACAACAGCAAGUGCUCCAAACCCAACAGGAACAUCACAGAACUCUUCAAGAAGGCCACAGAACUCUUCAAGAUACACAACAAACGGUUGGCAGAGUGGAACAGACGCUUCAAGAUACACACCAGGCAGUUGGCAAUUUGCAACAAAUGUUACAGGAAGUUCGGACAACCCAACAAGAAUCGCAGCAGCAGAUAAAGCGUGAGGCUGCAAACACUCAAGAAAGAGGAGAUAAAGCUGAAGAGGAUGAAGCUCUGAGAAAAUUAGCACAAGUUAACACCGAGAGAGUCAUCCAGUAUCACUCUGGGAAAUACCAGGAGGGAACGCGCUUGCACAUCUUUGAGAAGAUUAAGUUGUGGCUAGACGACCUUUCAUCUGAAAAUCGUGUUAUGGUAAUCAGUGGAGAUGCGGGAAUGGGCAAAUCAGUGAUUUCCGCUGUCGUUUGUCAAAGAAUGCAACACGCUGGUCGGCUCUCAGGAAGUCACUUUUGUCAGCACAACAAGGAACGUUACAGGAACCCCAAGGUGAUGCUUCAGUCGUUAGCUUGUCAGCUGUGUGAUGUUUUACCAGAAUACAAAAGUGAACUUGUGAAGAAACUUUCUAGAAACUUGGGUGUGGACAUGAACAGUCUAGAAGUUCAGGAGUUGUUCGAAUUUCUUUUCGAGGAGCCUUUAUGCAGCGUAGGAGACCCUGGAAGAAAUUUGCUGUUAGUUAUUGAUGGCCUGGAUGAAAGUGAAUACAAAGGACGCAAUGAUCUGCUUGAUGUCGUAGCUAAUUACUUUUGUAAACUUCCUGUUUGGUUCCGGUUUCUUGUUACCACUCGACCUGAAGUAAAUAUUGCAGAUCGUCUUGAAAAGUUUAAUCCUAUUCAGCUAGAGCAAGAUAACGAAGAAAACGUGAAAGACAUCAGACUCUUCCUUGAAAAACAGUUGAGCAGCGUUAUUCAAUCGGGCUCUGAAGAUGUUGUUAUCGAUGCACUGGUCCGAAAGGCUGUAGGGCAUUUUUUAUAUGCUUAUUUGAUGGCCAAUUUUAUCAAGAAAAACGUUUCACUUCUUACCCUCGAGGAGUUAGGAAGAACCUUGCCUUCAGGUGUAUCGUCUGUUUAUCAAUCCUACUUUGAACGUCUAGAGAAAGAGUUGACAAUCAGUGAGGACCAGUUUUUAACUUUUCUAAGUGCACUGGCGGCUGCCAGAGAACCACUUCCUCUAGACUUUGUUUCCAAGAUGUUGCUUUCCGACGCAAAGUCAUCCGCUGGCCACCGGAAAGUAAGAAUGACUAUAGAAUGUAUCUCAACCCUUCUACCUGUUCAAGAUGGUGGCAUUCACUUCUUUCACAAAUCAGUUAAGGACUGGUUGACUGACAGAACUGCUUACGGACGACACGACUUCUCUGUGGACCAAAACCAGGGCCACUCUAUUCUUUCUCAGCUUUGUACUGAUGAACUUAAUGACCUUAAAAUUAAAGAUCUUCACCGCACAGAAUUCAGUGACACUGCGAAGUACGCCCUUCAGCAUGGUGUCCGUCACAUGCUUGAGUCGGAAGAGAGCGCAAGAGCAUCCAGCAAGUUUGAAGAAAUCGUCAAGAAUUAUGUUACCGACUUAGACAUUGUGUAUGCAAAGCUUUGUGUAAACAACACGGCUAGUUCUGAAGACAUUAUCCUUACUCAGAAACAAGAUGCUUUUCAGUUAUUGAGCAGUGAGAGGCAAAAAGCCCUUGGCACGUUGUUGUCUCUCUUAAGAAAGUACCAUGAAAGACUAACGACGCAUCCUAGUGCAAUUUUGCAAGUGAUGGCUAACGAGGGAGGAGACGUUUGUGCCGGUGAAGCGACAAAGCUUUUACAGAAAUAUGAAAUACCGUACAUGGAGUACAUUCAAGAUAUGGCUGAGGAGAAGCAAUGGGAGGUCCAAGCUUCGUUUUGCUGUACCUCUCCAGUGAUUUGUUUUGAUAUUUCACCCCAAAAGGAGUUCAUGGUGUGUGAAUGUAAGGAUGGAAGGAUUCACUUGUGGUCACUCCAAACAGGAAAUCUGGUGUGGAUACGUCCUGUCAAGGUUGAAAAAUGUUACGAUGAUGAUCCCUCAGCGUUUAGAACGUUGCCGAACUCACUUGCGUUGUCAUGUUAUCGCUCUGUCGUUUUUCAUCCUUCUGAGGCCAUUGUUCUUCCUGGAAUCCUUAGUCAUGCUUACACGUUUGAAGGAGACCGCCUACCUCUGUUUCCUGGGAGCAACUGCAGGUUCUUGAUUUGUUCAAUUAACGACGAUGAGAACAAAAUGAUCACCGAUUUCCCUGACGAUCCUAAAUGCCUUGUCAUGUGGAAUCUUGAAAAUGGCGAAAAGAUCAUUCAAAUUAGCAGAAAUGAAGUUAUUUUAUCUUUUGCUUGGUCUCCAGAUGGAAAACUGCUUGCGAUUUCCCAUCUUUCGGGAUUGAUUUGUUUGGUUGAUGCAAAGAAUUGCUUUAAAGUUCUUGCAGAAGUAGCCAAUUCUCAUGCGUGUGGAAUUAUUAAGUUUGCUCCCAGCCUUCAAUUCCUUUAUUGUUUGUCUGUGAAAGAAAAGAAAAGGCUUCUUUAUCCUAACCUGAAAGAUUUUCGCUUAAUGGUAAGCAAGUCGCCUUGUGGCAUCUUUUCCCUGGCUGUUUCUGACGGCAACUUUGACUAUGUACCGCUGAUUGAUGAAUCAUUUAGUAAAGGUGGUUUCUUGAUGGGAGAUCCUAUCGCAAGUUGGCUUUGUGAUCGCGAUUGCCAGCUAUCGUUUGUCUUAGACAAUCAAAGAAUUGUAAAAGCCUCAUUUUUUGGAGACGAAGCUAUUGUAAUAAGCGUUCCUACAGCAUUUAGAAAUACGGCAUCCUAUAGAAGAUUCGCUCAUGUUGCGUUUGCUUUAGAUGGGAAGACCAUUUAUGGUGUCAGUGAGGGGAAUGAAGCAGCAUUGGUAUCUUUGGAUGUGUUCAGUGGAGAACUCAAAGCAGAGACAAAGGUUCGUUCUUUAGCCGCAAACCUGUAUACGUAUGACAUUUGCCUUGUACCUGUGAUCAAUGGUGUCCUUUUGAAAGCAUCUGGGGUGGAUGUUCAGCUAUGGAAUUUUGAGUUGUCACAAGUCCGAAGUUGGUCCAGUUUAUGUGAGGUUACCAGUAUAAUGCCAGUAACAGACCAAUGUGUAGCAUGUGUCACACAUGUGGACGGAAAGUUUGAAGUAAGCAUCCUGGACACAUCAAGUGGAGACAUAGUGAAGACCAUUUCACUUCGUCUUCCGGGAUACACGGUAACAUUUCCAUUGCAUGGAGUAGCCAUAGUGUGUAACAGUAAAUACCAGCUGUUAUUUACCGAUGGUGAUUCAGUUCAGCUUUCAAGCGGCAACAGUUUACUGUGGAAGAGAGAUUUU